This is a messenger RNA of Theileria equi strain WA, 381 nucleotides long. RefSeq lists its product as hypothetical. The coding region runs from base 1 to 381 and encodes 126 amino acids. The transcript is spliced from 2 exons. The record is from RefSeq and is a predicted model, not a curated record. Lineage: Eukaryota; Apicomplexa; Aconoidasida; Piroplasmida; Theileriidae.
AUGGUCAGACGGAAUAAUGUGUUUGAAGUCGUACGUACUUCAAGGAACCGACGUUUCCCGAGGUUUGGUAACCAAAAUAGGCCCAGGGGCAGAUUUUCAUCUGGAAAUCAGAGGUCAUUUGGAAACAACAAUGUAUUCACAGUUCGCAGAGUUUAUAAGACUAAAAGUUUCAAGGGGGGUGUUUCAUCUUUUGGAAGGAGGAAUUUCCGCAGAAAUGCCGACGAGAAAACAACUAUUGUGGUAAAGAGGGGUGGUAGGAACUUUAGAGGUUCAAAAUUUGAGAGGAAUAACAACCGUACUCCCGGUAGAUUUAAUCGUAGAUUUGAUAGAAGGAAGCAAAAUUCCAAGAACGAGAAAAAGACUCAGGAUGAAAUGGUAUAA